AUGAGGAUGCGUUUUGGCAACCCCUCUCUCUACACAGACUCUCCUCACCAAUACAAGAUCGACCCCACUAAAAAUUUAAAGAAGAAUCGAAUGCCGGAAUAUAAUUCCUUAACCGAUUGUUACCUAUUUAAGGCAAUCGGAAAGAUCAUUCGAGAGAGAGAGAGAAGUAGACAACUGGCGCACUUUGGGACGGCCGUCUGGGGUGGGACGGCCGUCUGGACUGGGACAGCCGUCCCAAAUGGCAAAAUUACACAGGCUGGGACCCCCUGGGAACCCGGGACGGCCGUCCCACAUAACUGGGGCUCGGGACGGCCGUCCCAACUUCGGGACGCGCGUCCCAACUGGCUGGGGCAGGUUGGGACGGCCGUCCCAACUGGGACGGCCGUCUCAACCUGUUCUGGCCAGUUUCGCGCGUUUCGGGACUCCGGGAAGCUCUCCUUGCCUGUUUUGGACGUCAAUUGA
Messenger RNA from Sphenostylis stenocarpa, 462 nucleotides. The record is from the annotation of a GenBank genome assembly. NCBI's taxonomy places the organism in Eukaryota, Viridiplantae, Streptophyta, Magnoliopsida, Fabales, Fabaceae.